This is a messenger RNA of Cucumis melo (muskmelon), 1428 nucleotides long. Its product is annotated as ankyrin repeat domain-containing protein EMB506, chloroplastic. Gene Ontology annotation, biological process: protein targeting to chloroplast. Gene Ontology annotation, cellular component: chloroplast outer membrane. The record is from RefSeq and is a predicted model, not a curated record. The transcript is spliced from 8 exons. Gene Ontology annotation, molecular function: chloroplast targeting sequence receptor activity; protein binding. NCBI's taxonomy places the organism in Eukaryota, Viridiplantae, Streptophyta, Magnoliopsida, Cucurbitales, Cucurbitaceae. Bases 352 to 1326 code for a protein of 324 amino acids.
CAACUCGAUUGUGUAUUAGGAAUGACCAUAUGUUUAACGAAAUAGACAAUUUCAAUCAUGAAUUUCGUUUUUCUCGUCCACUUUGUGAGGGGUGGAUCAUUAAUCGCGUCAAAUAUAGGUGAUUAGGACAAAAAUUAGAAAAAGAAAAAACAAAACCGGUAAUCCAGCGCUCUUUCCGGUAUCAAUAUCUUAUUGGGAAGGAAGAUGCUACUUGGCGCCUACUCGACUUUGGGUUUUCGAUUAUUCUGUAUAAGCGCCAAAAUUUAUUCUUGUUAGUUGGAGAUUUUUCAAAAGACUUCAACUUUCCUCUCUCUCCCUGAUUUAGUUGAUACCAUAUAAAAGAAAGGGAUAAUGUCGUGGGCUAUGUCAACUUUUGUUCCCUUUGAAGUUCCUCCUGUUUAUGUUGUUGCUACUGCUUCUAGUCCAUUGUUGGGUUGCACCAUCAACUGCUUAGAUAUAGUUGGUCCUAGAAGACCAAAGCUCCAGUUAUCUCUUUCAAAGAAGUGGUUAAGGAUGAGAACUUUUGUCACAGAGUCAAACCAAGUGUCUUUUUUGCAAUCACGUCAAGAAACUUGGGAAGAUCCUGAUGAUGGAAGCGGCAGUGAGUUUGAUGAGGAAGAUAGUGAGGAAGUGGAUGAGUAUGACCUGGAUUUUGAAAGUGAUUGGGAAGGAGAAGAAAAUGUUCAGGCUGUCUCGAUUAUUGAUCAGCCUGCUGCAAACAAGUAUGAGGAGGAUCUUCAGGAAGAGGUUGAACAACUUUUGGAACCCAAAGAACGAGCAAUUCUGCAACAGAAUGCAACUCUGAAUGUGGAUAAACUGUCAACUCCGAAAUGGAAUCCACUUCACACUUUCGCCUUAUCAGGACAGAUUAUUCCAAUGGACAAACUACUUGACAGUGGAUUCGACAUUGACUCCGUCGACAAGGAUGGUUUUUCUGCUCUACAUAAAGCAAUUAUAGGAAGAAAGGAUGCUGUCAUUGGUCAUCUUCUUAGAAAAGGUGCAAGUCCUCAUAUCAAAGACAAAAAUGGUGCUACCCCACUUCAUUAUGCUGUUCAAGUUGGUGCAAAACAAAUUGUGAAGCUACUAAUUAAAUACAAAGUUGAUGUCAAUGUUGCAGAUUCUGAUGGAUGGACGCCAUUGCACAUUGCUAUCCAAAGUAGAAAUCGAGAUAUAACAAAAAUUUUGUUGGUGAAUGGAGCAGAUAGGGACAGAAGAAACAAGGAUGGAAAGACAGCCUUGGAUUUGAGCUUGUGUUAUGGUAAAAACUUCAAGUCGUACGAUCUUUCCAAGUUGCUAAAAGUAGUGCCUCUUUAUGGAGCUUUUUAAUGUGUUAAUUUGAAACAUUAUGCUUGCAGUUUCUUUCUGUAUUGAACACUUUAUAUUUAAGUCUUUUGUAUAAAGUGCAUAACUUUCUUUCUUUUGCUGAAA